UGGGGAGGGAAUAUCUGCUCCGCGUUAAUGCGGGGAGAGGCGGCAGCGGUGGCUUGGGGUCGCGAACAGAGCGGCCGUGGCGCCCCAGCUUCAAAGGGCUCCCGGGCCGCGCCGCCUGCCCGGGCUUCGGGAGUUGGGGGUGGGGGGUUGGUUUCCCGGGCCUCGUUCCACCUUUCCUCUCCGAAAGGAAGACGCCCUGUGCCCCCUUAUUCUCAAAGUGGUUCCAAACACCUUUUGAGUCCCCCAUAGUCUUUGUGACACCCCGUAAGAGUCAACUCCCCUAUAAAAGCCUGUUUCAGCCCCCCCCCCCGCUUUCUAGUCUGUUUUAAAAUCGGUUUCAACUACCCCACAAAAAAGUGCGGUUUCGUACUCAAAAAAGUCAGUUUCACACGCCCUUCAAAAAAGAAAAAAGUUAGCGGGGGAGGGGUGCGCAGGGGCAGCCGUUUCACACCCCGUCUCUAGUUGGCAAACAAAGCGGGGGUUUCUCCGCCUCUGAAGUUGGGUCUCCCUUGGCCUCGGAACCUCCUCUUCCCCGCAGUCUCCGUGGUGUCCCCGCAGCCGCCCCCGCCUGGGGAUCCGGGGAGGAAACCGGAGGGGCUUCGCUGUCCGUUUAUGGGACGACGGAGACCUGCUCUGCGCCCCUUUCUGGGGGUCGGAAGGGGUCUGGCAGGCCACCACGCAGGGCUGUCUCUAGGCCUGUGGUACCCAUUGUGGCCCCUGAGCCCACCGUUGCAGCUGGAGAAUGAACCAGCCGCAGAGGAUGGCGCCAGUGGGCACAGACAAGGAGCUCAGCGACCUCCUGGACUUCAGCAUGAUGUUCCCCCUGCCAGUGGCCAACGGGAAGGGCCGGCCCACCUCACUGGCUGGCACCCAGUUUGGAGGCUCAGGUCUGGAGGACCGGCCCAGUUCAGGCUCCUGGGGCACUGGCGACCAGAAUAGCUCCUCCUUCGACCCCAGCCGGACCUACAGCGAAGGCGGCCACUUCACUGAGUCCCACAGCAGCCUCUCUUCAUCCACAUUCCUGGGACCUGGGCUUGGAGGCAAGGGCAGUGAGCGGAAUGCGUACACUGCCUUUGGCAGAGAUGCAGGUGUUGGCGGCUUGACUCAGGCUGGGUUCCUGCCCAGUGAUUUGGCCCUCAGCAGCCCCGGGCCACUGUCCCCUUCGAGCGUCAAGGGCGGGUCCCAGUAUUACUCCUACCCCGGUCAUGCUCGGCGGAGAGCCGCGGACAGCAGCCUGGACACGCAGCCCAAGAAGGUCCGGAAGGUGCCGCCAGGUCUCCCGUCCUCGGUGUACCCACCCAGCUCAAGUGAUGAUUAUAGCAGGGAUACCACUCCCUAUCCAUCCGCCAAGACCCCCAUCAGCGCCUACCCGUCCACCUUCUACAUGGCAGAUGGCAGCCUGCACCCCUCAGCAGAACUCUGGAGCCCCCCAGGCCAGGCGGGCUUCGGGCCCAUGCUGGGUGGGGGCUCGUCCCCUCUGUCCCUCCCACCAGGCAGCAGCAGCACUGUGGGCAGCGGCAGUGGUGGCUUUGGUGGCCUUCACCAGCAUGAGCGCAUGGGCUACCCACUGCACAGCUCGGAGGUGAAUGGUGGGCUCCCGACUGUGUCCACCUUCUCGGCCCCCACAAGCUCCUAUGGCAGCGUUGCCAGCCACACGCCCCCUGUCAGUGGGGCCGACAGCCUCAUGGGUUCCCGAGGGACCACAGCCGGCAGCUCUGGGGACGCCCUCGGGAAGGCACUGGCCUCGAUCUACUCCCCGGAUCAUUCAAGCAAUAACUUCUCGUCCAGCCCCUCGACCCCUGUAGGUUCCCCACAGGGCCUGGCAGGGACGUCGCAGUGGCCCCGAGCAGGAGCCCCCGGUGCCUUAUCACCGAGCUAUGAUGGGGGUCUCCACAGCCUGCAGAACAAGAUGGAGGACCACCUGGACGAGGCCAUCCAUGUGCUCCGCAGCCACGCCGUGGGCACUGCGGGCGAUGUGCACGGGCUGCUGCCCGGCCACGGGACACUGGCCUCAGGCUUCGCCAGCCCUGUCAUGCCACUGGGAGGGCGGCAUGCCGGUCUGGUUGGAGGCAGCCACUCAGAAGAUGGCCUCUCGGGCAGUAGCAGCCUCAUGCACAACCACGUGGCCCUCCCUGGCCAGCCCAGCACCCUCCCCGACCUGUCUCGGCCGCCCGACUCCUACAGUGGACUCGGGCGUUCGGGUGCCGCCUCGGGUGCCAGCGAGAUCAAGCGGGAGGAAAAGGAGGACGAGGAGAACGCGUCAGUGGCCGACAACUCGGAGGAGGAGAAAAAGGAGCUGAAGCCCCUCCGGACCCGGACCAGCCCGGACGAGGAUGAGGACGACCUUCUCCCCCCAGAGCAGAAGGCUGAGCGGGAGAAGGAGCGCCGGGUGGCCAAUAACGCACGGGAGCGGCUACGGGUCCGAGACAUCAAUGAGGCUUUUAAGGAGCUGGGGCGUAUGUGCCAGCUGCACCUCAACAGUGAGAAGCCCCAGACCAAACUGCUCAUCCUGCACCAGGCCGUGUCGGUCAUCCUGAACCUGGAGCAGCAGGUGCGAGAGCGUAACCUGAACCCCAAAGCAGCCUGCUUGAAACGACGUGAAGAGGAGAAGGUGUCAGGUGUGGUCGGAGACCCUCAGAUGGUACUUACAGCCGCCCACCAGGGCCUGAGCGACACCCACAACCCCGCUGGCCACAUGUGAAAGGUACGCCGCUGCGGGACAAGUGACCUGCCCUCAGUCUAACCUGGAACGGUCACACCAGGUGCCAGGUCCACAUCUCACAUAACGGCUAUAGUCAGUGUUGAGCCAACACAGACCUAAAGAGGCUCCAGAUGAUGGGGCCACUGGAGGCAACACCGGGUCUGGGAGCAUCCUGGGGACCCUGCUGUUCCCUCACUCCCCCAUCCCCACCCCCAGGCCCCAGCUGCCCCCCACGCCCUGUGACACCUGAUGGAUCCUGAAACUGCAUCUUAGCCCUGCCACCCAAGACCUGGCCUGAAGAAGCUUUUCUUUUUUUUUUUUCCGUAAAAGUCAGAAAGCAAGAAAUAUAUACUUUGUCAGAAAAGAAAAAAAAAUGCCUUAAGUAUAAAACGCGGAAGAAUUGAAACAUAUCACCUGCUGGAGAGAGACGCUGUGCAAAACUGGCUUUUUCAGAAGCCACCAGCAACUUGUGCCUAUGCCUGAUAUUUUUUUUAAGGAAAAUAAAAAGAAUGCUAGUUAUGAGAAUUCUUUUCUAAGGUAGAAGAAAAUUAGCAAGGAGGAUGCCUUCGGUCUUUUUUUUUUUUUUUAGCUUUUUUGCAUAUGUUUUGUAAGCAACAAAUGUUUUUGUAUAAAAGUUUCGUGUCUCUUGCUAUUUCUGCUGCUGUUUCUAGACGUGAACAUUGCAUUUCAUGAGCAACCAGAUUAUUAAAAGUUGUGUUAACGAGGCCCAAUGUAAAGCUGAGGUGCCCCUGGGAGCCCAGCUGCUGAACAGGGACGGUACAUCUGGUUUGGUGUAAAUUGGUGGGUGGGCCUUUCCCCGCCACAUCCUCUCUGCCUCCAGAUGGGGGACAUUCUGGCCUCUCAGGGCAGGGCAUCUGCAGGAAGGUGCCACCCUCCCAGGUGAAAUGCCAAGGAUCCUCCAGAAGCAGCCCUGGUCCCCCCAGGCACAUUCCCAUGGCCUCCUGGUCCCCACAUCCCUCCCCUGGACCCCAUAAGCUGCUCACCCUGGAGCCCACAGACCAUUCCAAAAUGAGAGGUUUUGUUGGGACUGACGUUCUCAGGCACAAGGACUGCACCACUGGAGUCCGGUCCUGGGGUGUCUCCUUUAACCUGGGAACAAGCCCAUUCUUUGCACCCUGGCAGAGGGGCUAUGGCUCAAGGCCAGCACAGAAAACUGACCUCCCCCCCCCCACACUCUACCAAUUGACCAUCCUGGUAUGGACAGGUCAGAGGUGGGUAUGGCCAGAACAGGGAGAAGGUGCAGGGUGUCUGUGCCCAGAAAAGGCCCCAGGCUGUGCACCUGCCAAAAUGACCACCCAGCUGCAAAACCAGAAGUGGGCACACUCGGGCCUGUGGGCCCCAUGUCCCAGGCCUCCCCAGGUCCCCUCUCUGGUCACACAUGUCAGCAGGGGGAUCAAUUGGUCCCUGGUUACAUGUGACUGUUCCAGGUUUACACUGAACAUCCAUGUCCCUGGUCACCCUACAUGUCACCCAGGUACAGGGUCGUGCAUGCUGGGGUCUUGGUUUCUUUUCCUUUAUGUCCCCCACAGAGGCCUUAAGGAUCCCCAGGCUAGCUGUGUUCACCAGUAGGCCCCCCCUCAGGUGUCGGCCCCCCAAGAGCACCAGGAGCCUGCUGAUCCACAUGACUGGUAUUCCCUGAGGCUGGGGAGCGGGGCACCCCACAUCUGGCACCAGGCGGACAUCCAGGCUUGGGGCCAGGGCCACCACCUAACCCCUGACAUCACCUGGGGCCUUCUCUGGGGUCUGCCUUCUGAGACUCAGGGACAGCAAGAAGCCAUCGGCUUAUAGGGGACUCUACCUGGUGACUCCCCUGGUCUGCUGGGUCUUGUCUUUGGGAGGACCUGCCUCAGUUUCCCUGUUACUCUGCUUCUGGACCCAUAGGUCCAGAUGGGCAGGGGCUGAGGUUCUGAAGCCCCCCAAGGCCCACAGACUUUGGAACUGUUAUACAGAGUUUAAAUUACACAUAUAUGAAAAAGAGAUGGACCUAGGACCAUAAGUAGUAGCACUGGGGAGGAGGGGAAGAACCAGAGUUACGGGAGAUGGGAUUGUGUUGAGUGCCUCAAGGUAACUGGUUUUCAAAACUUCUAAGAAAAAUGAUUUUAUACAAGUGUCCACACGGCUGGCUGGAUUCUUUGGAAUUUUUAAACAAUCCCCUUUAAAAAGUAGAUUGGAGAUCUGUCCUGUACAUAACAGCACUAUAGCAAUAAAUGCGACAUUUUAUAACGAU
Hipposideros armiger (great roundleaf bat) is the source of this 4949-nucleotide messenger RNA. RefSeq names its product transcription factor 3 (gene TCF3). Gene Ontology annotation, cellular component: chromatin; transcription regulator complex. Gene Ontology annotation, biological process: regulation of transcription by RNA polymerase II; immunoglobulin V(D)J recombination. Bases 743 to 2701 code for a protein of 652 amino acids. NCBI's taxonomy places the organism in Eukaryota, Metazoa, Chordata, Mammalia, Chiroptera, Hipposideridae. The transcript is spliced from 19 exons. The record is from RefSeq and is a predicted model, not a curated record. Gene Ontology annotation, molecular function: DNA-binding transcription factor activity, RNA polymerase II-specific; protein dimerization activity; RNA polymerase II cis-regulatory region sequence-specific DNA binding.